AUGAGGCGUGACAGUGACAUUAAUACGGAACCCACGGGAACCGGACUGGCCUGGGUUUGGCCACUGGCCGCAGCUCCGAGAUCGUUCUCCCGCGGCCAAGAGAAAAAAAAGGUUAUUGCAGCUGCGAGUCAUCCACGCCUCCGUUGUCGCAAAUUCCUGAACCCGCAAGAAUUCACCAACCCCUCUUCCCUCCUCGUGCCGUCAAAGACCUCCAAACAGCGUCAAGUUGAAGAUCUCCCAAUCUCCAAUCUCCAGACUGCGCUGCUUGGCCUCAGCAUGAGCGUGCUCCCAAAUUCGGACGGUGUCACGCCUCCGACCAAUGGCAAGCCGGAAAGCCAUUGGGUCGUUCAGAAGUUCGGCGGGACCAGUGUGGGCAAGUUCGCUUUCAACAUCGUCGACCAAGUGAUACGUCUUCGUGAGCACAAAGUAGCCAUCGUCUGCUCAGCCAGAAGCAGUUCGUCCAAGGCCGAAGGCACGACCAAUCGUCUCCUUCGUGCGGCUCGAGAGGCGGAACGUGCCCAAUCGCGUGACUAUGUUUCUUUAGUGGAAGCGGUUCGAUUAGAACAUGUCCAGGUGGCCGAGGCACAGAUACAGUCCGUCGAACUGCGGGAUCGUCUGAUCGCAGAGAUCGGGGAAGAGUGCACUCAUGUGCUAAAGGUACUAGAGGCUGCUCAGACGCUCGGAGAGAUUAGCGCUCGAUGUGUCGACAAGGUGAUGAGUACCGGAGAGAAGCUCAGUUGCCGCUACAUGGCCGCGCUUCUUCAGGACAGAGGAGUAGACGCUCAAUAUGUCGACUUGGCUGAGAUCAUUGACUUCGUUGUCGGUAGCAAUGGCCUCGACCAAGAAUUCUAUGACCAUCUUGCCGCUCUCCUAGGCAAGAAGGUGGGAGCUUAUGAUGGGAAAGUGCCCGUCGUGACAGGAUACUUUGGUUCCGUGCCUGGAGGUUUGCUGGACAAAAUCGGCCGUGGAUACACUGAUCUCUGUGCUGCUCUUGUCGCGGUAGGAAUCAACGCGAGGGAGCUACAAGUAUGGAAAGAAGUGGACGGUAUCUUCACUGCGGAUCCGCGAAAGGUCCCGACAGCACGUCUCCUACCAACCAUCACCCCGUCAGAGGCCGCCGAGUUGACCUUUUAUGGAUCAGAAGUGAUCCAUCCAUUCACUAUGGAACAAGUCAUACGGGCAAAGAUUCCUAUACGGAUCAAGAACGUGAUGAACCCCAAGGGCAGUGGCACAGUGAUAUACCCUGAUUCGCAUGCCGAACUUGAGCGGACCACACCAGGACACGAUCCAAGACUUUUUCGCACAAGAAGCCCCAGCAAUCUAUCGCAGCUCCAAGGCCCCAAAAGGCCCACGGCCGUCACAAUCAAACACAAGAUCCUCGUCAUCAAUGUGCACUCCAACAAACGUUCGCUUUCCCAUGGCUUUUUCGCCGGCAUAUUCUCUGUCCUCGACCGGUGGCGCCUAUCCAUCGACCUUAUAUCCACCAGCGAGGUCCAUGUUUCCAUGGCUCUUCAUUCGGAGAUGCCAUUGUUGAACGGCGUUGGCCGCGACGAGUACCAGGUCAUCGACGAGGAUCUGCGUGGAGCCCUUGAAGACCUGAGGAAAUACGGCACCGUGGAUAUCAUUCCUGGAAUGGCGAUCUUGAGCCUUGUGGGAAAACAGAUGAAGAAUAUGGUGGGCGUAGCAGGACGGAUGUUCUCCACUCUUGGGGAAAACAACGUUAACAUCGAAAUGAUCUCGCAAGGCGCUAGCGAGAUCAACAUAUCAUGUGUCAUCGAGGAGAGAGAUGCCGAUCGGGCGAUCAACAUCCUUCAUACGAGCAUGUUCACCUUCCUAGACGACUAA
Molecule: messenger RNA, 1845 nt
Organism: Paecilomyces variotii
Lineage: Eukaryota; Fungi; Ascomycota; Eurotiomycetes; Eurotiales; Thermoascaceae
Product: aspartate kinase
Exons: 6
Coding region: 1-1845 (614 amino acids)
Biological process (GO): amino acid biosynthetic process
Molecular function (GO): aspartate kinase activity
Source: RefSeq, a predicted model, not a curated record